AUGGUCAUCGUACCAAAGAAGAAUGGAGGAGUAAGGAUCUGUAUUGACUUUAGCGAUCUGAACAAAGCUUGUCCGAAAGACAGCUUUCCCCUCCCUAACAUAGACCAACUUGUAGAAGCAACAUCAGGAUAUGGAUUGUUAUCUUUCAUGGAUGGAUACUCUGGCUACAGCCAUAUCCCCCUCGCCGAGGAAGAUCAAGAGCAUACCGCUUUUUUCACCCCUCGUGGCCUAUACUGCUAUACCAAAAUGCCAUUUGGGUUGAAAAAUGCAGGGGCCACGUACCAACGAAUGGUAGAGAAGAUGUUCGAUGCUUGGAUACAUAAAACCCUUGAGGUAUAUGUAGAUGACAUGCUUGUCAAAAGCGAACUCCCCCAGGAUCAUGUAGACGAUCUCAAGGAGAUCUUUGUGCAAAUGAGAAAAUUCAACAUGAAGAUCAACCCCGCCAAGUGUACCUUCGGAGUCACCUCAGGCAAAUUCCUGGGCUACCUAGUCACCAAACGAGGUAUUGAGGUAGACCCCGAGAAGAAGCUGCGUACUUACUUUCACGCACAUACCGUAACAGUCAUCACAAAAGCCCCCAUAGAAUCCGUGCUUGACCAUGCCGACAGCGCAGGUAGAAUAUCCAAAUGGGGAUCCCAAAUUAAACAAUUCGGUGUGAAAUACCAAGCCCAGACGGCGAUUAAGACCCAGGUGGUCGCAGAUUUCUUAGCUGAUUUCCCAAUAGACGACGCUGAUGAAGUCGAAGGAAUCCCAGGAAUGGAGGAUGAACUAGCAGACCCUCCCGAACUGCUUCGUUCUGAGGACCCAAAUCGUUGGGGAGUCUUCGUCGAUGGCUCGUGCAACUCGGAAGGGUCGGGCAUCGGAAUUCUCUUCACCACCCCGACAGGCCGAAGGAUUUUCUACAGCUUGAGACUUGAAUUCCCCGCCACCAACAAUAUAAUUGAGUACGAGGCGGUAAUACAUGCCCUCCGAGUGAUAAUCGCACUCGACAUCCAAAAUGUACGACUAACAAGCGAUUCCCAACUUGUCAUCCGACAAAUAGAUGGAACGUACCAAGUCUCCGAUCCAUGCUUGCAGCGAUACCAUAAACUCGCCAAGCAUUACAUUGAGCAGAUACCAAACAUCACGUUCCUCCACUUAAACCGAAUUAACAACCGAUAUGUUGAUGCCUUAGCAUUCAUUGCCUCCAUGGAAGUAAACCCUGAGGCUACCAAUGUUAGAAUUGAAAGAGUCUUACUCCCUUCCAUCCCUUUGGAAGGAAACAUGGACAUCCUCGUUGUGGACUCAGUAGCUCAGGAGGAAACUCUACCAGAAAAUGACUGGAGGAUACCAAUCAUCAAGUGUCUAGCCAAUGGACACCUUCCAAGCGACCAACUUGUCGCCCAAAAAAUAAUAUCAAGGUCCGGAAAUUAUCAGCUUCGGUACGGUGUGUUGUACAAAUAA
Messenger RNA from Papaver somniferum (opium poppy), 1443 nucleotides. RefSeq lists its product as uncharacterized. The transcript has 2 exons. Bases 1 to 1443 code for a protein of 480 amino acids. Gene Ontology annotation, molecular function: RNA-DNA hybrid ribonuclease activity; nucleic acid binding. Lineage: Eukaryota; Viridiplantae; Streptophyta; Magnoliopsida; Ranunculales; Papaveraceae. The record is from RefSeq and is a predicted model, not a curated record.